Messenger RNA from Sus scrofa (pig), 3542 nucleotides. RefSeq names its product ARL6 interacting reticulophagy regulator 1 (gene ARL6IP1). Gene Ontology annotation, biological process: cotranslational protein targeting to membrane. The record is from RefSeq and is a predicted model, not a curated record. NCBI's taxonomy places the organism in Eukaryota, Metazoa, Chordata, Mammalia, Artiodactyla, Suidae. Gene Ontology annotation, cellular component: Sec61 translocon complex; membrane.
AAAAAAGAAACUUACAUUCUUAUAUCACAACAGAACAAAGGGUGGAAAAAAAUGUAUACAUGUAAGUGUAACUUGGUCCCCAUGCUGUACAGCGGGGAAAAAAAAAACACAAUUGGUUAAUAGUAUAAUAAAAAAAUGCCACAUGAGAUACCAAAAAAACCCAAAAACAAACGAUGGCAUAAUAUAGAAGACUAUAAAAAGUUAAAAGCUAUGCUAAGUUUUCCUCAAAAAGACAUCUGACCAGGUCAACAUUUAGCAUAUUUCGAGCAAUGAAAAUGAAAGCAUUUUUUAAAUACAUUUUUGUGAAGUCCUGGAGAGAAAAGAUUUCUCAACACAGCUCAUCUAGUUUUUGUUUUUGUUUGGCCGCUCCCCUGGCAUUCAUCUGCUUCUUAAAUUCCAAUUCAUUCCACCCUUAUGAGAGAGUUGACAUCUUUCCUUAGCAUGACCUCUAAUGUAAAAAGAUCUGUCAAAACAAGUCCCUUUUUGGAGAGGGAGUUCGUAGUUUACCCCACAAAGAAUUUCCCCAAACACCCUAUAUAAACAAGCCGAUUUUUUUAAGUCAAUGCAUUUUUCACAAGUUGUCGAACUACGCCAAGAUUUUCUCCUACCCCCAUCAAACUAAGGCCUUAAAGGGGAGUAACAUUGCGGAAAAAAAAUCUACAUAAAUAGCCCUAUUCAUUUGUCCGCGAAACCUCACGAGAUGGGCACGAGUCAUAAAUCCAGGCUAAACUGCUCAAGGCUGCGGGAGCAGGGAUCAGAAGGCGGGGCCGACGGGGAACAGCUGGGGCGAGGGCCACAGGCUGCUUCUGUUAAGAGGAUCCCAGCCGGCCCCCUUAAUCACAAUGAAGUUAGCGUCACAUGACCACCUCUGCCUUCCGCCUGAUACUGGGUGGCAUAUUUCCUCGAGGACUAAUUCCGGAGAGUCUCCUUGGCUGCUUUGAGGUCCCCCUGAAAGAGCGUCCGAGAGCUACGGUUCCCACAGGCCCCGGGGAUACUGAGGCCACACCAGGCCCCGGGCAGCGGCCGUUCAACCGCUUCUGAAAGGCCUGGGCGGGGCGUCGCACACCUCCUGGGCGCUGAUUGGUCAUUCAGUGUCCCCGCCUCCUCGGCCCCGGCGUUCUCACUCUCCUUUGACCUCGGUUUCAAGACAUGCGCUGGACAGCGGUUGGCCGCCCCGGCUUCAGCUUCAUCUUGAUUUGCCCAAUGAGGAGCGAGCUUCGCGGGGUCUGUCGGGAAAGGCAUCCAGCCUAUAUAAGCGGCUUGCGGGGCGUACCCUGAUGCCAGGGUAGCCUUAAGGGGUUCGAGAGAGCUCUUGGUUUUGUGGCGUCUUUCGCUCCUAGAGACGACACCUCAGGGACGAUGGCAGAGGGAGAUAAUCGCAGCACCAAUCUGCUGGCUGCAGAGACUGCAAAUCUGGAAGAGCAGCUGCAGGGAUGGGGAGAAGUGAUGCUGAUGGCAGAUAAAGUCCUCCGAUGGGAAAGAGCCUGGUUUCCACCUGCCAUCAUGGGCGUGGUUUCUUUGGUGUUUCUGACUAUCUACUAUCUAGAUCCAUCUGUUCUGUCCGGUGUUUCCUGUUUUGUGAUGUUUUUGUGCUUGGCUGACUACCUGGUUCCCAUUCUAGCACCUAGAAUUUUUGGCUCCAAUAAAUGUUCUUUUUCUAGGACCACUGAGCAACAGCAAAGAUUCCAUGAAAUUUGCAGCAAUCUGGUAAAAACUCGACGCAGAGCUGUGGGCUGGUGGAAACGCCUCUUUACACUAAAGGAAGAAAAGCCUAAAAUGUACUUCAUGACCAUGAUCGUUUCUCUUGCCGCGGUGGCUUGGGUGGGACAGCAAGUCCACAACCUUCUUCUGACCUACCUGAUAGUGACUUUCUUCCUGUUGCUUCCUGGACUAAACCAACACGGCAUCAUUUCGAAGUACAUUGGAAUGGCCAAAAGGGAGAUAAACAAGCUUCUCAAACAAAAAGAGAAGAAAAAUGAAUGAUGCACCUGCUUUAUUCAGUGUGAUUACUGGCGUGAACGCUGUCCCUGGAAACGGUGUUUGUUAUGCUAUCUGAUACUAAAACGUUACAGAAGUAGUUCUUUGCUCGCUCUCCUUGUGCCCUUAGUUAUUAGAAGUUCCUCUAAGGCUUCGUGGCCCCGUGGCCCCGUGUCUCCGUGGCUGCCCCCUCAUCGGCUGCCCUUAUAUGGACAAUUCAUUCGUCUGUACCACUCACUUUUCUUGAUCACUCUCACCCAGGGUUAAAGUCUUUUCCAAUAAGAUAGCGGUGGGCUUCACUCUUUUGUACACCUAACAGUGACUUGGGAUAAUUGCUGGAGUUGAUCUUUGCUUUAGCUCGUAGUGGUCUAUGACAACAGGAAGCUGGUUCUGCUGUCUACUUCCACAGGCUGCUUAAAAAACUCUGUGGCUUCGUGAAUCUAGAGACCAAGUUUACCGCUUCUGAUGAAGAAGAAAGACCAAUUAAGACUCAUUCCUCCUUCUGUUUCAGUACCAUGGGAGAAGAAUCCUCAUGGAGUGACAUGAAACUAAUUCCAUGCCGUAGUAUGGGCUGGUUUCUCCCUUGUGCAGAAUGUAGCCGUUUGUAGGAAGCUCGGAUCCUCCCUCCCGGAUGGGGAAACUGACAGCCUUCGAUAGACCUCUUGUCCCCUUGCUCUGGAACUUAGUACGGCCUUCAAGGCUUUUUGGUAGCAGGCUUCCAAAAGUUGGUGUUUAGGGUUUUAUAUCUGAUUUUCAACUAACUAAAACUGAAGUAUCUAAUAGGUGAAGACUCGCAUGUCUAUAACCUUCACUCCAAGACCAGCCAAUAAAGGAUAGACGUCUGCCUGUGUUUAGUCAAGAUUCAUUUUCAUAGAAAAACUUCUCUUUUUUUCAAGACCAGCAAGCCUCAGGCUUCUUGGGUUACGGUAGUGCUGGCCACUUCGGUCCCCAUAGAUUGGGCGGAGGAGGUGGAGGGACGCUGGCCUCUGACUUUUUCCCUGGAUGUUUCUCUGGAGCAUGCGAGGGCUGUUGGUGAGAGCAGACAGGCUGUGGCCAGAGUCGGCCUCUGGUCUCCAGAGACCAUGUAAUUCUUUUGAAAGCGUCUUAGCCUCAUUCUCCUUCUUAGUACCUAGAAAUCGAAGUAGUUAAAACCUGUAGGAAUGAACCUCUGUGGGCUGAAAAUGUGACACAUUUGGGAACAGUUCUUUCAACUCUGAUGAAGUAGCUGUAAUAUAGUUUGUGAAUUUGUUGCACUGAUGCUGUAAAACCUGGACCCUGUCACAGACGGUCUCUCUGUGUUUUCUCCCCUUCAAUAUUGCUGUGAACAGUGGCACCCAUAUAGCCUGUGUUUGCCUUUUCUUUCUUAAUGUUUUGUAUGAAAACCACAAACUACCUUAACUGACGUGUGUUUUCCUCGUUGUAAAUAAGCUUGUCUUCCUUUCCGGAUUUUUUUGUGUGUAUAUGUGUUUUACUUACGAAUUAACUACUUUUGCAGUUUUAAGCCUGUAUUUUUUCUUCUACUUUGUUUUGUGUAAAAGGGGAAAAAUAAAAAAGCCGGCAUCCCU